GAAAGGGUGGGUGUAGAUGAGCUGACAAAAGAACAAAGAAAGAAGGAAGAGAAAAAAAGAGCAGAGCGAGAGCUAUGGCCACACUCCUCUCUCCCAAUCUUCUCAUCUUCAGAAACCAUACAAGAACUACGGUAAACCAGAAGAAAUGUGGAUUGCCUGUGAAAAUCAUUUCAUGUUCAUGUGUUCCUUCAAGACCCACUUCACAAAUUGGGUUUUACAGAAGGGAUUUGAUGCUCUUUGGCUUCUCUUCUUCAGCGGCUCUAAUCUUCCCUCCUUCAGGAUAUGGCACAGAAGAAGAAUUUAAAAUGGCUUCAGUAGUUGAUGAUAUAAAUGCUUAUUCUUAUCUAUACCCAUUGGAGUUGCCAUCUAAGAAGCUUGUGUUCAAAUGGGUGGAAUCGAGAAAGCCAGAACGCUAUUCGUCAGCUGCACCACUGUCUCCUGAUGCACGCCUGCGCAUUGUGUCUGAGCGUGUUGACAUAAUCGAUAACCUCAUCAUUUCUGUUACCAUAGGUCCCCCCAAUUCACAGUUCUUAAAAUCGAAGGACAAGGGUACAUGGACUGCAAAAGAUGUUGCUGACUCUGUUUUAGCUGACAAGGCUGCAUUGCGAAUCACUUCAAGUCAGCGCAUGUCUGAAAGCUCAGUUCUUGAUACACAUGCUAGUGAAGUCGAUGGUGAGCCGUACUGGUACUAUGAGUACCUAAUUCGCAAAUCACCUACAAAAUCUGCUCAAGAAUCAAACAUUUACAGGCACUAUGUUGCUUCAACUGCCGAACGAGACGGUUAUUUGUACUCUCUGAAUGUUUCAACAAUUAGCAAGCAGUGGAAAGUAAUGGGGCCUUUGUUGGAAAAAGCUGCCUCUUCUUUCCGCCUUCUCCCUCCCACAGAAGACUACGUUCCUCCAUACAAGGAUCCCUGGAGAUUUUGGUGACAAUGGCCAUUAGCUUACCAUUAUUGAGUUUCUUUUUUCCCUUCCCUUAAAUAAUUGUAAUAAUGUAUAUUUAGGGAUUUUUUGAGCAUGAUGUUUCUUCUCUGCAAUUCCUAGUAGCUAAUUGGGUUCCAUUUCUUGCUUCUUCUCACCAUCACUCUAUUUACAAAUAAUAAUAGCCUUUUAUCAGUUUUCUGUCUC
Messenger RNA from Vitis riparia (riverbank grape), 1127 nucleotides. Its product is annotated as psbP domain-containing protein 5, chloroplastic. Bases 75 to 929 code for a protein of 284 amino acids. NCBI's taxonomy places the organism in Eukaryota, Viridiplantae, Streptophyta, Magnoliopsida, Vitales, Vitaceae. The transcript is spliced from 11 exons. The record is from RefSeq and is a predicted model, not a curated record.